UGCUAUUUGAAAAAGUUCUCUAAUAUUUUAGAGUCAGACGCUGAUCUCAAGAUCUCAAGCUGGUCACAUCUAAGUCAGUGUACAUUUAGAGAUGCCCGAGAUGUUUGCUACUUGUGCUCUUGUAGCCCUAUUGGUUUCAUUUCCUUGUAUUAGAGGAUCUGUGUUGGACUCUGGUAAGGCAUACCUCGACAAUACCCUGCCAAAUGAUCCUGCAUGUACGGAUGUCUUGUUUGUAUCUCGUUUCAAACCCAACCAAGACGUCACAGUCAUUACAUCUCUCAGCCACUCAGAUCUGUUACGCAGUGUGCACGACCCUGCGGCAUUAUGGGUCAAACGGGUAACAUCACGUGGUUUCAGGGUGUGUAUUCGGGAAUCUGGUAUUGGAUCCAAUGGGACUGGCGUUGUCAACUGGAUAGCAGUACAAGGAACAUUCGAUGGGCAUCAGCACGGUUCAAUUACCUUUGAUCAGUUGGGAUCUGGAACUCAAUGUAAGGCGGUGCCAACGCUAAAGUUGUAUCUAAAACGUCCCCAAGUGUUCGCUACUGUCGUGGCGCCAGAUUCAAGUGCAAGACAAGAUGCCAUGAAUGUCUGGGUCACCAAAUAUAAGAUAGGAGGAGCAUUCUCUGUGUGUUUGAGAGAAAUGGUCAAUUUUGAUGGAGUGCAUAGUCAACUAAAAGUUAACUGGAUUGCUUAUAACCAAGAAUUACCACUCUCAAUAAAUGUAACAGAAUCGAAAAAAGAAACCAUUGACACCAGCAGUAACUCAGUCCAACAGAUUGACUAUGCGUUUUGUAAGAACGUAAACUUCAAAACCGAAUUUUUCUCUCCUCCUGUUGUUGUGGCAACGGCUAGUUACUAUAGCAACGAUUCAAGACCCGUCGCACAGGAGUGUAAAGCCAUGAGUGUAUGGAUUGAGGAAAUAACAAAAACUUACUUCAGAGUUUGCGCAAGAGAGCUGAAAGAUGGACGAUCAAAGACCAGUAUCAUGAACCUAGAUUAUAUCGUACAAGGAGACCUUGAUCCUUGCAUCAGUGUAUCGUGUAACUAUUUUGGCGUGUGCAAGGCUUUUGCCCCGAAAGAUGCUCGUUGUGUGUGCGUGGACGACUGUCCCUCGUAUGAAGAGCAAGUCUGCUCAUCCAAUGGGAGUUUCCCACUUGAAAGAGGCAGGACAUCAUUAUCUUCAACGCCAGUCGAUGGUACAAUGUGCAAAGAAGUCAGAUUCAGGUCUUUUGCAUUCUAUCCUGACAAACGAGUCCACGUGCAUCUGACGGUCAACCACUUUAACACUACAAACCUUGACUACGUACACGACGCAAUGGCAUCUUGGGUAGAAAAUGUUAAUUACCAGGAAUUCACGGCUUGCAUGACAAUGGCUGGUCGAAGUGUGCGCCCUCGCGUUGCGCAGGCAACGUUUGAUUGGUUUGCUUAUCAGGGUGCACCAGAUGGAGGCGUGACGGAUCGAACGAGAUUGGACGAGUGGUGGACUGGAACGACGUGCAGAACGAUCAAAUUACCCAGGGGUAAAUUCAAAUCUGUGCCCACGGUCAUUGUGACAGCGGAACACAUCAGUGCUGCCUUCAAACACGACGCUACGAACCUUUGGCUUGAAAACGUCAAUCAAACGUCGUUUCAAGUUUGUUUACGAGAGCUGCAGAAUUUUGAUGGACUGCAUGAGAAUAUCCACGUGAAUUGGAUUGCGUUUGAAGAAAUCCAUCGUCCAAUGUUCAGUGAAAAAGGAAAUGUACUCUUCCCGAACUUCGGCAAGCCAUCAAUGAAAUACAAUGGCGCCUUUUGUAAGGAUUUGAAAUAUUCAAAAGUACAUUAUCACGUGCCUACCGUAAUUCUUUCAACCAAUCACACGACGGCAAGUGAGAAUUCAAGACUCGUAUAUAAUGGUGUGUCAACAUGGAUUGAGUACAUGAAUACGACUGGUUUUCGUGUUUGUGUCAAGGAGCUCUACACAACUAAAUACGAGCCUCUUACAGUCAGUUACUUGCUGUUAUCAGAAAUAUGCCCCCCGGGCUGGAACUACUUUGAUGGUAUUUGCUACUACACUAGUUCAUCAUGUGACACGUGGAUUAACGCUGAAAACCGCUGCACAACAUCGCGGGCACACCUAGCAACCAUCAAAAGUCAAAUACAAAAUGUCUACAUUCAGCAGCGAUUAAACGGAGCCAAGGGAUGGAUUGGUCUGAAUGAUAAAAGUGUUGAAGGUGUUUUCCGAUGGACGCAAAAAGGACAAAAUAACUGGACGUACUGGGCAGACAACCAACCUAACAAUGCAGGAGAUCAAGACUGUGUUUAUACUCUAGGUGUGGACCAUCAGUACCACUGGGAUGACGUGUCGUGUAACGAAUGUCACAACUUCACUUGUCAGAAAGAUUUGGACGAGUGCAGGAAGGAAGCAUUCAGUUGCCAUGACGACGCAGUAUGUAUAAAUACCUAUGGCUCGUACUAUUGUCAGUGUAAAACUGGAUAUUCAGGGACUGGAAAACAAUGUACAGAUAUUGAUGAAUGCACAACGGAUUCUCCAUGUCACGUGAACGCCACGUGUAUUAACAUCCCAGGAUCUUAUGCCUGUCGUUGUAAGAAUGGCUUCAGUGGCGRUGGAUUCAGCUGUAUUGAUAUUAACGAGUGCGCAACCAAUACGCAUCAUUGUGACCGAAACGCAUAUUGUAACAAUACAGUAGGAUCGUAUCGUUGUACAUGUAACAGAGGUUAUUAUGGAAACGGCACCAAGUGUACAACAAGUAGAGGACUGGAUAUGUCAGCCAUUUUAAGCAACUAUGGCAAUGCAGAUUAUAUUCGUUCUUUGUCUGGUUACUUGGACCCAGUUCUACAGAGCUCAAGUAGAAGCCGUUGGAUCAGAUGUUGGCACGCUGCAACAGAUGGAUGGAAUACUGCAACCACAUUCCACGUCCAGUGUGACGGAAAGGGACCCACAGUGACUAUAGUACGUGUAGGAAGCUACGUGUUUGGAGGAUACACCGAUGUAUCAUGGCAAACUGGCGGCAACUAUUAUAGGUCCUCCAGAUCCUUCCUGUACUCUUUGUAUAACACCAAUGGAUAUAGUCCAAUCAAGCUGACCUUUAACAGACAUCUAUACUACCAGUAUGCAAUAUAUGGGAUUAAUUCGUAUGGCCCAACAUUUGGUGGGGGACAUGACCUGCAUAUCUCGAACUAUGCUUCAAGUAACACGAACUCAUAUACAAACUUGGGUCACACAUACCGUACUCCACAAAUAUGCAGCUAUGGCAGUGGAACAUGCCGAUCUUUUAUGGCCGGUACCUACAAUUUUUGUCCCAAUGACGUAGAAGUCUUUUAUGAAAGUACCAGCUAAAGUGGGUCAACCACUGACGAGUGUAAAUUCUACAUUUAGUGUGAAUAGUGUGAAUUAUGAAGGUUUAUAUUUCCAUUGUGUUACUGACUGUGACAUCACCCCAGGCUUUGUAACACUAAACACAGGUCACCAAAUUCGCAAUAAACAUUGUAGAAACCUUGAGUAUCAUAAUAAUGAUUCUUUUCAAGUACUGUUUUUGUGAACUAUUAACUUUCUUUGUAUUUUAUCAGAACUGUAUUUAAAAAAACUUCUUAGCACUAGAAAGUUAAUCAGAGUUAGGAGGAGUUUCUUCUUCUUAAAUUUAUAGAAAUAAUACUUAAUACAGGCACUAGUGUAGUGAUGAAAGUGAAAUAAAAAAUAUAAGUGUA
Messenger RNA from Actinia tenebrosa (Australian red waratah sea anemone), 3708 nucleotides. RefSeq lists its product as uncharacterized. Gene Ontology annotation, molecular function: protein binding; carbohydrate binding; calcium ion binding. NCBI's taxonomy places the organism in Eukaryota, Metazoa, Cnidaria, Anthozoa, Actiniaria, Actiniidae. Gene Ontology annotation, biological process: cell adhesion. The record is from RefSeq and is a predicted model, not a curated record.